CCUGAAAACGGCGUUCAACUGGAUAUUUUAUGCCUUUUCUGGCUAUUUGGAAAGCGAGCAAGUAAGUAUAUUUUUUCCACAUCGAGUCUGCAUGUCAAUGUACAGUAAAUGUGUAAAUAUUAGGCUGAUAAUAAGUGCGGUGCGGUGCAGUGCAGUGCAGUGUAGUACAGUUUCUCCCAAUGUAAAAUAACUGCAUGUAUAGAAACGAAAUAUGUAUGACAUAUUUCCAUAAGGACAACAUUAACAGAAUAUUUCCUUAUGUCAAACCUUCCAACAACGCCAACGGAAUAUAAUAUUUUGCCAUAGGCCAUAGCAUGCAAUCACGAAUGUUAUAUAUAGUAUAUGUCGAGUGUAAGCGUUCUUAAAUUGAAUGCUGAGUAUGUAAUAACGUGUUUUUUAUAUAUAGGUACUGAUAUUGUGGGAUAGAGUUCUUGGAUACAACUCAUUGGAGAUACUUGCUGGUAAGAACUGCUGGUGACGAGAGGCAAAUCAUUCGAAUCUCGGACGGUUUUUCAGAAAUUUUCAAAAACUCUAUAAUUGAUAUAUUUCCUUCGCAACAUCACAGAAUGAUAUUUCUUGUUAAAUUUAUAGACAAUUCAAAACUGUCGAUUACAGUGCAUUUAUAUCCUAAUUUGUAUAUUGGUUAUUCCUGCAUGAAAUUUGCAUUGUAUACCAUACUGUAUCACAAGAAUUGUUGCGUUCGUGGUGAUAUACCUACAGUAUGCUUUUCCUAGUCGUCAUGAGGAUAUUAUCCAGUUUGAUUCAACUUUGAGUGUUCACGUGAAUUCCAUGCAUUUAUAUAUUAACUUUCUUCAUCUCUGUCCUUUGCAGUGUUAGCUCACUCAAUAUUUGCAUUUCGUGGUAAAAACCUGCUUGGCGUGACAUCGGCGCAAGGUGCUGAGGUAUGUCGUGUGAUAGGCCCUUUGAAUCGUAAUUAUGACUGUAGAGCAUGGAGUAUACAAUGGGAUUUAUAGAGCAACAAAGUAUAGUGCAUUCCGCUUGCUCUCUAGACUACAGUUAUAUACGAAGUGAUUAAUUUAAUUUGCCCUAUAACUGGAAAGAGCCUAUUAAUCGUCAGUGUUUGUAUUUAAGUAACUUGAAACUGAAUUAUUUUCACUGAUGUACCAGAAAACAGUCUCUUGUACGUUAUCAUUAGUUUAAAAAUUGGUGUAAUUUUCAUCGACCAUUCGACGUGAGCUCUAAUCAAGACCACUUUGACUCCUAGCCUGCAGUCCAGUGUUUUUAAGUACAUAUCAGACAGUGAUUUGAGGUUCUGUCUUGUUUACCAUUCGCGUUUUCCCCAGUAGAAUGAAUAUAACUGGAACGCUACCUUGAGAUAAACUACCUAUCUUUUUCUUAAUAUGCCUCGCGAUUCUUUCGGGAGACUAGUUCAGGGAGCGAGCAUGCCGCGCUAUUAUUAGAAAAAAAUAAUAAUAAAAGUGAAGUCUAUUGAUAAGUCUUACCUGAAUAAUGACAGAAAGCUUUGAGCACUGUAAAAAACCUUUUAUAGUAAAAUUUAAGCCGGUUUUCAAUAAUAAAUAUUGAUGUAUUGUUGACGAAUUGACCGCGCUCUUCGCAUACGUGAAAAGACUGGGACUAGCCUUCAAGUUUGGCUUCAAUUUUCCGGGUUGAGGUAGCGUUCCAGUUAUAUUAAUUUAACUGGUUUUUCCUGGCGAGCUACGUCAUCAACGCUUAAAGCUGCAUGCACUUACAUUUGAUAUUAUAUGAGUUUUUGGCCAACCGAACUUUAUUCCCUCAGGGAGGACUGCAACCAGAAAAAAAUGCGUCAGAAAACUGGGUUCUGGCUGGCAACGGGUAAAAACAAGCGAAACCUGAUUUGGUUUAGUCUCAUGGUGUUUCCUUUUUCCCAACAUUUAUAGGCAGUCCUGAAUGACAUAACUGACAUCAAAGUG
This is a messenger RNA of Paramuricea clavata, 1913 nucleotides long. NCBI's taxonomy places the organism in Eukaryota, Metazoa, Cnidaria, Anthozoa, Malacalcyonacea, Plexauridae. The record is from the annotation of a GenBank genome assembly.